AUGGUGGUUCUUCUUGUAAAGAGAGGCGAUGAAAACCAGUUCCUGUACGAAACCACCGUGAACUGUUCGGUAGACGACGUAGUAAAAGACGUGACGGCUAUCUACAACGGCAGAUUGAAGAUCACCAGGAUCAGUUACGAGAUUGAAGAGCUUGGGAAACAUGGGACAUCCUUGCCGCUUGAGAUGCAGGGGUUGACGGAGGAACAGAUAAAGGAGCUAAAACUAGAAGACCCCUGGGCGACGCGCUGUGCGCCCAUGGGCUACGUGGAAUGUAAAGACGAGAUGGGAAGGCGUUGCGGGCUUGCCCCACCUCCUAAUCUUCAGGAGGUAUUAAAGAAAGCAGCGGAGGCGGCUAAGGAGUUUGUCCAUAAGAAACUGGUGGACCACCGUAAACCUCUAACUCAGAAAGACGUGGCCCGCGCUUUAGACGAGCUCCUUGGAGCCACGAAGAUCGUAUUCCCCGCUGGUCUUCCUCCUCACGACCCAGUUCGCAUGGAGCUGGAAAACGUGGAAGACCUGACUGGAACGCAGGCCGCCAACGAGGUCCUGGAUCCCGUGAAAGCUUGCUUAUGGGCGUGCGGGAAGAAGUUGAUCAGUGGGAAUCUGUUGAGUGACCAUUUGGGCAAGAACGACAAAACCAAAGUGACCGUUAAGCUGUGCUCUUCAUCUGAACACGCGCCCGGGCGUGAGCCAGUCCUGUCCGAAGAUGAACGCAAACAGCUCAUGCUGCACGCCUACAGGAAACAGGAGGAAUGGAAGAAGUUGGAACAGGACGAUGAUGACCACUUCCUGGACUCCAAGUGGGCUGACGGCCAGGGCCUGAAGAGGGCGUUUCAUGGCAUGAAUGAUAUCUCUUGGAAGCCUGUUGGUAUUAGGAAGUAGGAAUUUGAUUCUAAAAUAUAGAGGGUUUUUUAAAAGA
Cydia amplana is the source of this 919-nucleotide messenger RNA. Its product is annotated as cilia- and flagella-associated protein 298. Lineage: Eukaryota; Metazoa; Arthropoda; Insecta; Lepidoptera; Tortricidae. The transcript is spliced from 5 exons. Gene Ontology annotation, biological process: regulation of cilium movement. Bases 1 to 882 code for a protein of 293 amino acids. The record is from RefSeq and is a predicted model, not a curated record.